ACGGCACGCCACGGCAUGAACGCGAAGAAGGCGCAGUCAUCGCCUCCGCCGGCAGACCUACCGCUGCCAGAGAUGAACGGCCAUUCGCACGGCCAUUCGAAGCCAGGCCGCAACGGAUCAAUCUCAAUAUCAAUGCCUUUGAGUAGCUCAGUGAACACAUACCCAUCACCUACAGGCGGCAGCAGGCGUCACUUGCCGUCUCUGUCUACGGCUUCAGCGCCGAGGAUACGUCUCUCGCUCGCUGGCGCCCGGCAGCCACUCGACACCCGCCUGCGCUCGAAGCGAUCCUUGCUGUCUCGACUAUCACUAGAUGCGCCUCUUGACAGAAGGCGAAUUGCUUGGCUGACAGGUCUUGCGACUGUCCUUGUGAUACUAUAUGUCAGUAGGGGAGAGUACAGCGGCGUACAGAGGCGUACAGUCAUCGGACUCGAGGAUGCAACGUCUGGCGUCCUCAGAGAACUCGCGGAAGCAUAUCAUCCUCACGCUGCAGACCAAGCCGAUCGUCAGGCCGUGCUCGCACCGGACAGACCCGCACAAGAUGAUGCAGCGCUCGGGCCGCAAGACUCAGACGGUGCUGCAGAGCAGGACGAUGAACCAGAAGUAUAUGAGCAGCUGGAGCCCGCGCAAAUUCACGACAUAGAUGUCAGGCCGGUCAAACACUCGCCCUCUGGGGAUCCCAAUGAGCGAUACCUGGGAUAUUUUCCACACUCGGGCUACCACAAUCAACGUAUUUCAUUGGAGAAUGCCCUCACACUCGCCAAAUUACUGGGCCGCACGCUUCUUCUGCCACCGUGCUGGCUAGGCCUGGCGAUACCGUACAUCUCGUUCGACAAGUUAUGGCAGCGCGUCGACCAAGCGAACAAGGCCGGCUUGGAGAGAUGCGCUCGCUUGGCCGAUACCGAUGAGAUAAUGCCACGCGAAUGUCUGACCUUUUUUGAAUAUACGCAAGUCGGCUGGGACUUUCUCGUCGAUCUUGAAGGUAUCGUAGCUCAGCAACCCGUCGUUGACCGGUGGAACACCUCCGAAGCUUGGCUACGGGACGAGCUCGGUCUCGAACGCAAAGACAUGUAUUUCCUCAAAGAUGCGACAGUUUAUGACUAUAAGAUCUAUGACAACCUGGAGGAUAGGGCGGAACUAGAGAAGUUCAAAACGCGCAUCGAGAUUGAUCAGCUCAGGUCAUACGAUUCGUAUAGGCUGCUCCACAUCGGCUCCCUCUUUGGAACUUCGCGUUUGCGCGUCAGUCUCGAAGAGAGCUAUGCAGCAAGAUCACUAUUCAGACAGCAUAUGGUCUUCAGAAAUCCAGUGCUUGAUGAUAUCACUGAUACCAUUCGAGAUCGGCUGGGCGGCCCGGCGGGAUACCAUGCCCUUCAUCUGCGCGUGGGCGACGGCAUCUUCCUCGCCAGCGCCCAUCAAAAUUGCCUCGACAUCUUCAGGACAUUGCUGUCGAGCAAAAUGAAGAUAGAGUCAACGCUGAUUGAUCAACUGAUCGACGAGAGUCAGCGCAAGCGACAGCAGCGUGUGCCGGGUCUAAUGCCGCGCGCUCUCGAUGUUCCGCCAUCCACCGUUGAUGUGCCUACACCUCUGGCCGACGACAAGCCUGCUUCGUCUGACGAUACAAUCAUCAAGCGUUCAAACAGCCGCCCGCAGGAUAUGGCGGCCUAUCGUCACGAGCCACUCGGACCCCUGCCACGCAUCACGUCGCUCGAGAACAGUGUUCUCGCCAAGAGCUUGCGCUGUCGGGGCAGCUUUCACAAUCGCAUCGAUCGUUUGCCCCUCAACACACCACUCUACCUCGCAACAGACUCACGAUCCCCCGCGACAGAUCCGAACCUGGCCAUCUUCUUUGACACGUUUCCCUGCAUAUUCAUGCUAUCCGAUUUCACGACCGUCAAUGCAAUCAGCACCGAAGCAGUCAAGUCAUUACACGACAUGGAAGGCUUGCGCAACGCGGAAGACAAAGUCCAUCUGGCCCAGUUCUUCACGCCGCUCGUAGACGCCAUGAUCGCUGCCAAGGGCAGAGCCGUGAUUGGCACACCUAUGAGUACAUUCAGCAGAUUCGCCGUCGACGUCUUACAUCAAGUUGCACAUGGAUGGCCUAUCAUUGAACGUGGAUAA
This is a messenger RNA of Mixia osmundae IAM 14324, 2115 nucleotides long. RefSeq lists its product as uncharacterized. Bases 16 to 2115 code for a protein of 699 amino acids. Lineage: Eukaryota; Fungi; Basidiomycota; Mixiomycetes; Mixiales; Mixiaceae. The transcript has 2 exons. The record is from RefSeq and is a predicted model, not a curated record.